AUGGUACUUAUCCGAAUGUCUAAUUCCAUGAUGAAGAAAGUUAAACUUAGUGAUAGCCGUAGAAUGUCUAAUACUGUGACGAAGAAAGUUGAAGUCAUCACUGCAUCUACUCUUCAGACUCUCUCUUUAAUUCCUGGACUGUUGGGGUUUAAGAUUCCUUCCUUGGAAAACAAAAACCUCUUAGAUGGCGACAUUAAUAAUUGGAAUCUGCAUGGUUGUUAUAAUUCUUCAGAGUUCGGAUACAAUACAAGUUGUCUCAAACUUUCGAUGAAAAAUAAAAAAUGCUCUUAUGUUUCAAAGAUAAAAAUGGAUGAGAAUCAAAACAACAUAUUGAGACCUGGCAGGCCAAGCAGACUUCCUCCACUCGGCGUGAGUGAGCUAAGUAGUCUACUAGGGGUAGAAGAUGGGGAACAGGAAUCCGAGGAGGUUAAGGUUCAAGCACAGAUUGUCCAUGAUACACCAGUUGCACGACUACGUGCAAUAAUGGGGAAGAUAAACCCGGGAUAUCCAGGAGGACCCUCUUACACCUCCCUCUAG
Molecule: messenger RNA, 537 nt
Organism: Vicia faba (fava bean)
Lineage: Eukaryota; Viridiplantae; Streptophyta; Magnoliopsida; Fabales; Fabaceae
Source: the annotation of a GenBank genome assembly